Pseudozyma flocculosa PF-1 is the source of this 1101-nucleotide messenger RNA. RefSeq lists its product as uncharacterized. Lineage: Eukaryota; Fungi; Basidiomycota; Ustilaginomycetes; Ustilaginales; Ustilaginaceae. The coding region runs from base 1 to 1101 and encodes 366 amino acids. The transcript has a single exon. The record is from RefSeq and is a predicted model, not a curated record.
AUGGCUUCUCCUACCGCUAUUCCGCACCCCGAGACCUCGUCCCACCACCGCAGCGCUACGACGCCGGACGUCGCCAGCGAGAGCUCUUUCCGACCCAGCAAGCCCUCCUACUCGCCGCCCUCGGCCUCGUCAAUCUACACCAAGGCCACGGGCGCCUUUUCCAAGUCGGCCGGCGCCGGCUCGGGCCUCGCCACCAGCCCCACGGGCCUCCGACUCCCCCUCGGCAUGAGCAUCGGCCGUGGCCUCCCUAGCCCCCCUAACCCCAACGACGGCUCUCCUAGCCACACGCGUGCCCGAUCGCAGACCACCACCUGCGCCCUCGGCGUCAAGCCCGAGACUUUCGACGACCGCCUGCCCGUCGCCAAGGCGCCCGGCUUCUUCGACUCGGCAGGCAGAUCGCCCACGAGCUCGUCGCAGGUGUCGUCGAGCGACCCGUUCCUCUCGCGAAGCCCCACUAGCCCGUCGUCGGUCUCGUCGGCCAACACCGCCUCGUCGGCGGGCAACAACAGCGGCUUCCAGACCACCUACGCCCUCGGACGCGUGCCCUCGCUGCCCCUGGGCACGUCGUACGAGCAGGCCCAGAAGAGAUUCAACAGCGGCAGCUGGUCGCAGAGCGGCGGCUGGGCAUUCGGCAGCCUCCGUGGCGGGGCGUCUCAGGCCUACAGCGGCAGGGCGGGCGACGACACCGGCGGCGGCGGAGGCGGGGGAGGAGGCGGAGGCGGCGUGGGUGGCCUCUUGCGCCGCUUCAGCAUGGGUGGCGGCCACCACCACCGCCCUCAGCUAUCGCCCGAGCACCGCUACAGCGUCGGAUCCGCCGCCGACUUUGACAGGAGCGCCACCCCGACGGGCGCCUCCGCCGUCCCGCGCAGCCAGGUCGACCCGGGCCACGGGCAUGCCGCGCGCGACUCGGGCGUAGGCUUCAACGAGCAGCGCGAGCCGGCCCACAAGGGCAUGGUGGGAGCGGCCGCAGCGGCGCCCGCACCCCCUCCGCCUCAGCAGACGUCGCCUCGCGGCCGCCAGGGCAGCCUCUCGGGCAGCGGCAAGAGGAAGCCAAGCCCCAUGGGCGAGCGCCUGUUGAUGGGCCACUUUACCGCCCACUAG